This is a messenger RNA of Plasmopara halstedii, 1389 nucleotides long. Its product is annotated as acyltransferase ws dgat mgat family protein. NCBI's taxonomy places the organism in Eukaryota, Oomycota, Peronosporomycetes, Peronosporales, Peronosporaceae. Bases 1 to 1389 code for a protein of 462 amino acids. The transcript has a single exon. Gene Ontology annotation, cellular component: plasma membrane. Gene Ontology annotation, molecular function: diacylglycerol O-acyltransferase activity; long-chain-alcohol O-fatty-acyltransferase activity. Gene Ontology annotation, biological process: triglyceride biosynthetic process. The record is from RefSeq and is a predicted model, not a curated record.
AUGACACAAGCUCGAAAGCUUACACGUAAGCUCAGCAACAUCGGGCUUUCGACACUUGUGACUGAAGUGCCCUCGAAUUUGUCAAUUCCUGUGUCUGUCGUGACUUUGGAAGGUUCAUUUACCCGAGAAGACUACCUCAAACUCUUGCAAGAGCGUCUAUUGCAGGACCCCUUUUUCCUGCGGUGGCGCAGCAUUGUCCAUGGCAACCAUCAGACUGGUGAGUAUGAGUACAUGGAGGUGCCCAAUUAUGACAUAACGCAGAACGUGGUAGAGCACACGGUCAAAGACGGUGAGACCACCCUAUCAUACGUCGAGUCGGUGUUAGUAAACUCACCGUUAGAUUUUAAGAAGCCGCUUUGGGAGAUGCACGUGAUUUCUGACCCUAAUAGCAGUCCAAGAAACACGAGUAUUGGCUGGAAGGUGCAUCACUGUUUAGGGGAUGGCGCCUCGCUCGCCCUGGCAAUGGUCAAGCUCAGCGACCAAAGCGAUUUUUCUGAAAAGCGCUCACAUGCGAAGAAUAAUCUUACGAACGUAAAAUCUCGCGAAUCUAUGGGCAAGAUUAUAAAAAGUUUUCUGGCGUAUCUAUACCUCUGUUUAUGGUCGAUCUACGUAAUCUUCUACCACGUGUUUGCAAUGAUGACGCGUCCUGAGCCGGCCACGGUUUUCAAACGCCCGGGUGGCACGCGUAAACGCUUAUCGUACAAGAUGAAAUACUCCGUCAAAACAACCAAGGCAGUAGGCAAACAUUUUCAAGCGACAGUUAAUGACGUGAUGCUCACUGUCUUGGCGGGAGCUAUGCGCAGGACCAUGCUUGCAGAAGGGCAAUCUGUAGAACCAUCGCUGAAGGUGCGAUGCGCCAUCCCGGUUGACAUGCGCUCUCGUAGUAAAAGUAUCCGCCACACCAGCAACCAGUUCUCUUCGCUUAUAAUCGACCUUCCACUUGGUAUCGAAGACCCUGCACAGCGCUUGCGACGAGUCACAAGUUCGAUGAAUGGAGUCAAAAACUCGCUAGCAAAAUAUUUCAUGUACUAUUCGAUCCACCUUUUGUCACAACUACCAGCACCACUGAUGCGGUCAAUUGUGCAUUUUUUCACGAGUCGCAUUUCUGUAGCUGUUACGAAUGUGCGUGCCAGCGUUAUUGAAAUGAGUUUGUGUAACAAGCAGGUUUCUGGCUUUUACGGUUUCGUGCCACCCCCACCUUACGUCAACCUGGGGGUAGCCAUACUGUCGACGGGUGAUGACCUUGGUCUUAAUGUUCUUGUGGACCCUUGCGUCGGUGUUGAUGCCGAGCAGUUUUUAGAGUUUGCAUUGGAAGAAUAUUCUGCGCUUCAUGAGAUCGUCACAGCCAUGGACACUUAUUCCGGUGAAGAAGGAAAGAAGGUGAAGUGA